AUGCAGCUGUAUCUCCUUUGUGUUGGACAAAAAGAACAUUCCAGUGUAACUUUGAAGGAAGACAGUGAAAUUAUGGAGACAAGUCCAUCUGACUCAAGCACCAGAGAUGGUGUAGAUGCUGAGAAAGAGGAUGCUCAUCCAGUUAAACAGUUGCCAUCUUCAGAAGAAGAUGCCGAAGACCACACAUCUGAGCCACAGUCUUAUGAUCUGGGUUUUAAAAAGGUUUUUAAAUUUGUUGGGUUCAGAUUCACAGUGAAAAAGGAAAAGACUGGAAAAUCGGAACCGGUUCAACUGCUUACUGUGAAAAAGGAAACACAAGCCCCUGAAGGAGCUGAUGAUCAAAAAGAAGUCAGCUUGGAAGAAACAGUGAUGCCUGAGGAUGCGCUCUCUGCAGAAGACACCACCAAAGACACACUGAAAAAUGACAAAACAGAAGACGAAUCUCCUAAAACACCAGAAGCAAAUGAGAUUUGUUCUCAGUCAGCUGCCUUAGCCACCGAUACUGCAUCACCACUACGAAAACUUUUUACUCAGGGAUGGACUGGAUUUAGAAAAAAGAAGAGUUUCAGGAAGCCUAAAGAAGAUGAGCUACAGUCUUCUAUGAAAGAAGAGGAGCAAGAAAAAGAGGGGACAACAUUAACAACUGAAACCACUGAAAAGGAGAACUCUGAGCUCAAGAAGCAAGAUGAAGAGAGGAAUGUGACAGCAGUGACCAUUGAAGGACAUGAGAAAGAGCAAACUGAAAAUCAGGAGUUAGAAAAGACUGUGGCAGCCACGGGAGUUGAAGCAAGUGAGAAGCAAGAGCUAGCCAAGCUUGAUGAGCAGGGUCAAAAAGAGGAUGUAGCAGCAGCAUCUGUUAAAGAAAGUGUGAAGGAGAAAAAUGCUGAAGAAGAUCAGGAAAGGAAACCAGUGGAAGUCUCAGAAGAUCUUGGUGAAAAAGAAGAAAAAACUGAAGGAGAGAAAGAAAGUGACGUGACAGAGAAACCGCAAAAAACAACAUCAGUGGUACCUGUUGUCACUGACAGUGUGAACGGAGAAUUGAAAACAUCCUCAGAAGUCCUACUUGUGGGGGAAAAACUGGAGCCAGUGGAGAAGUGUGAAAUAGAUGACAGAACUGAAAUAUCCUCUGAAGAGAAACUUGAAGCAGGAUCUUCGGUAAUUGAAAUUUCUAGUGGACAGCUUAAAGAAACUGAAGGAAGAGAAGACAAUAUACCUGUCUCACUGGGGAAAGAAACAUUUGAUGAAAAAGCAGAAGAAGCAGAAUUGAAAAUGUCACCCACAGCAGAAGUCAUCGCAAAAGGAGAAGCUCAAGAUAGAACCACAGAGAAGAAGGAAAGCAAAGAACAUGAGACAAAACUGACUCCAGAUGCUCCUGGAUCAAAGUCCUGUCCUACUUCUGAAUGUUCAGUUGACACAGAGGAUGAUCAACAGUCAAUCAAACCCACUGAUGAAGGCCUACAGGGAAAAACUGGCAUAGUUAUGACUGAUACUAUCAAACCAGAUGAAAUAACUCCUGAAGAGGCAGCUGGAAAGAAGCCUCCAGAAGGUAUCGCAAAUGAAGCUGAUCUGCUGUCUUCUCAAGAAAAAAAUAAACUACAAGGCAGCCCUUUAAAGAAACUCUUUACGGGUACCGGAUUAAAAAAACUGUCCGGAAAGAAGCAUAAAGGCAAAAGAGAAGACUCUAAGGUAGGGGAACAGGGUGAACCAAUUCAACACUUAUCAGAUUCCCCAGAUAGCCCAGAGGAACAAAAGGGAGAGAGUUCUGCCUCUUCUCCUGAGGAGAUGAAUGAAAUUCCUUCUUUGGAAAAGUCUGUAGACGGAGUGCAGGUCACUGAAAAUGAAGAUGCUGCAAUUUCAGAUGCAGAGCGAAAAAGAGAAAAUGUUACACCCUGGGCAUCAUUCAAAAAGAUGGUGACUCCCAAGAAACGUGUCAGGAGACCUUCUGAAAGCGAUAAAGAGGAAGAAACUGAUAAGACAAAGAGCACUGCAGCACCUGCGACUGAAAACACUGUUGAUGAAAGUCAGGGAGAAAUAAAAGAAAAUGGGGUGGACCAGAAACCAGAGAAAAUCGCAGAAGAGCCCAAAAGAAAGGUUGAUACCUCUGUGUCCUGGGAAGCUUUUAUAUGUGUAGGUUCUUCAAAGAAAAGAGCAAGGAAAUCAUCAUCAUCUGAUGAAGAAACUGAACAUAAGCUUGGUCAAGAAAGCCAAAAAGUAGAAGAGUCUGGACAGAGCAAAGAAACGGCAACAGAUGCAAUUCUUACUAGCUCUCAGGAGAGCGAUCAAGGACAAGGGAAUUCUUCCCCAGAACAAGCUGGAAGCCCAUCUGAAGGUGAAGGCAUUUCAACAUGGGAGUCAUUUAAAAGGUUAGUCACUCCAAGAAGGAGAUCCAAAACCAGAAUGGAAGAGAAAACUGAAGACUCUGUUGUGGGAUCUAGCCUGGAGCAUUCAACAUCGGAUGGUGAGCCUGGAAAAGAUGAAUCGUGGGUACCAUUUAGAAAACUGAUGCCUGGACGUAGGAAGAAAAAGUCAGACGGAAAGCCAGAACCAACUCGUCUUAAACAAGCGAGAGAGGACAUGGCAGAAACAACUGAAGAAGAUUCAGAUAUUCCAGCUGUUGUUCCUUUAUCUGAAUACGAAGCAGCAGAGCAGGAGAAAAUUGAAGCCCAAAAAGCAAAAAAUGCUGAAGCAGCGGGAGAACAAGCCUCAAGGGAAGAGAGAGCAGAAAAAUUAGAGGAGACCCUACGAGUUGAGCAAGCACAUGAAGGGCUGGUACAUGCAGUUACUGUUACUGUUGUGGAAGGGGAAAGGGCGGUUACGAGUAUUGAAGAAAGGUCACCGUCUUGGAUAUCUGCUGCUCUGACAGAGUGCAUUGAGCAGGCAGAAGAAGAGGAAGAGAAAGAAACCGAGAAAGUAUUCAAAUCAGAUGUUAUUGUGGAAGAAGCAGUGGUAGCUGCUAAGACAGUGGCAGAGACAAGAAAGGAUGUAAGUGAUGACACCACAGGAAGUGAGUUAGAGCUAACUUCAGAAGCAGUGACAGCUCUGGAGGAGACAGUAGAAGCUUUAUGUCCUGAAGAAACAAUGGAAAUGUCCCUUGCUGAGGAGACAACUGAGAUGGUUUCUGCUGUUUCACAGUUGUUAGAAACCCCAGAUACUACAGAGGAAGUUACACCUGUACAAGAAGUAGAGGCUACUGAACAAAAUUUGAAAGAAUUGGACAAACAGACGCGAAAAGUUCUUCAUGAAGUUGCUGAACGAGUGAAGUCAGCAGAUAUAGCACAGCCAGUUAGUGAAAGAACCAUGACAGCAACAGUACAAGGAAUCGAGCCAGAAGUGAAAGAUGAUGCUAAAGGUGGGAGUGUUGUAGGCCAGGAAACUCUUUUGCUUGAACAGUCCUUGGAAAAAGGAGAACAUGAGGAGGAUGUCUUCCAGCCCCAGGGAGGUGCAGGGAGCAUUCAGAGCAAAAAUGAAGUUGAAGAGAGUGUUCUACAUGAAGGUUCAGAGAGAAGUGAAAUACCUGCUGCAAUGAAGGAAAGCACAGAAGGAUAUGAAAACGUAGAUGUAGUGAGAGAUGAAAGCCAGUGGCAGGCAUGUGAAGAAGCAGUUGUAGAAGACCAUGAAGAAAUAUCUGAAGUAGAGAGGACUGUAGAGGAACCUUCAUCAGACGACAGAGAGUUUCACAGCAUCAAAGCAGUCACUCCCCAGGAAGAGCCAUUUGCAAAGCAAGAGCCUUCAGAACAAGAGAAACUGCCCGUAACAAAGUUGACAGUAGAUGAGAGAAGAGAUGAAUGUAUUCCCAAAGUACAGACUGCAGUGCAGGACAAGACAGAUGAUGAAAUUGCUUCCUUGAAGUUUAAAGCUGAAGAGCCUGUGCAGCUUGAAGGACAGGACAAAACCCUUACAGUGGUACCAGAGUGCACAGUUAUCACUGCAGUCCCCAUUAAGCCUGAAAGACAAGAUGAAAUUGCUGACUUAGGCUCAGAAGACCAAGCUUAUACUAAAGGAGUGCCUAGCAGGGCACCUGCUCAGAGAGAGGAAGAGAAAGAUGAUACUGCACUCCUUGGUGUAAAAAGCACAGAAGUCACCGUUACUGAGGUUCCACUGCAGAAUGAGGUAAAAACCUCUGCCCUUGCUUCAGAAACAGCUGGCUUAGAAGCAGCUGCAGAUGCUGAGGCAAGUGUGAGAGAUGGGGCUGUCAGGCACAUUACAGCAAAAGAUUCUGUGCCCAUCCUAGAGCCACAAUCCAGAAUAAAAAUGACUGAAACACCCUCCCUAAGUGAUGAAACCAAGGGUGGCAAAAUGGAAGAUACAAUGCGUGAACCUGAAACACACUCAGAGAGUGGUACCACUAUCACUGAGGCUCCCACAUGGAUUGAAGCAGACAGUGCAUCUACUUUAGCAUCAACAUGCCCAGAUAUCACUGAAAAUGGAAGCACUGUCCUAACUGACAUCAGUCCUAAGAAAUGUGAAACACCAAGCAGCUUUGCUGGAGAAGAGACUGUGGAAAAAGAACAAGAGCUUUCAAACUGUCAAGACUUUGAGAAAGAAGAUGAUGAAACUGAGCAACCGAUGGAAAGAGCCAAAGAAGUGUUUGAAUCUGGAAAACCAGAAGCUGUGAGAGCUGAUGCAAGUUCAACUGCUGUCCAGCAAGAGGUUUUAACUGUGCAAGACGAAGGCUCUGACUCAGCCUUCCUACAAGCUGAAAGCAUGGAGGCUCUGAAAGUGCCAGUGCCUGUAGCAGCUGCAGCAGUUGAAGAGCAUGUCAUGGCAGAAACCGUAACACCUACAGACGUGACAGCCAAAACUGUACAGCCCUUGGCAACCACACCAGAGCAAAUGGCUUCUGAAGAGGUCCGAGUUACUGCUGUUGACUCUUCAGGCUGGGGGACUGCAAAUCUUGGUAAUGCAGAAGCCCCUGAGCCUCAAGUAAGUCCUGCUUCCAUGAAUGGAAUAUCAGAGGAGCAAGAGAGGCCCCAGAGUAGAGGGCAACAUGAACAAAAUGGUAUUCUAAGUGACAGUCUGUCUUUCUCCCACACGGAAUUUGAGCAGGAUGUUGUCCAGUCUGUGACUAUAGAGUCCCAGAGUACAAAAAUUGUACUGAACGCCAUCGAGACGGCUGUUCACAAGCUUGCAGAAACAGAAGAGUCGGCUGCCUUUGAGUCAGAGCAGCACAUUAAGUCCCUAGGGAAAAGCCCAUUAGAUACAAAUAUAUCUGAACUUCUGGAAAGUAUGCAGGUGGAUCAUCAACUUCCAGUAAAAGAAGAAGAGAUACACAGCAAAGAACAAGAGCUCCAGCAAUCAGGAAUAGUGAAAACUGCUGUCUUAACAGAGUCUGCAGAGAUUCAUGCAACUGUAGAAAAACCAAAAGACACACUGUUAACUGCUGAGAUGCUGAAAGAUGGACAAAGUCAGAAUUCUUUAGCAAUUGUGACUAGGCCUGAAGAUGUUUCAAGGGAAAGUGUGAGACUUCAGAAAUCAACACUAGAACUAAGUACUUCAGAAGAUUCAACCAAAGACCUCCUAGACAUACACCCACCAAAACUAAGGGAAAAAGAGGCUGGGCAGAUUAUAGAAAUCCUAGACCAGCAUACAGGUCAGCAAACAUGCAGAGAAACUGAGGAAGACCAUCAUCACUCACCAGUGGAAGAUGGAAAAACACAGACAUGGGAAGAUGGUAGCUGCCAAGAAGGAACAUCUUGUGAUAAUUCACAAAGUCAGAACUCAGUGGCUCAUGAUGCCUUGAAU
Molecule: messenger RNA, 5742 nt
Organism: Nestor notabilis (Kea)
Lineage: Eukaryota; Metazoa; Chordata; Aves; Psittaciformes; Psittacidae
Gene: AKAP12
Product: A kinase (PRKA) anchor protein 12
Exons: 3
Biological process (GO): signal transduction; regulation of protein kinase C signaling
Cellular component (GO): cytoplasm
Molecular function (GO): protein kinase A binding; calmodulin binding
Source: RefSeq, a predicted model, not a curated record